Messenger RNA from Cinclus cinclus, 1401 nucleotides. It is a transcript of the gene VAPA, whose product is annotated as VAMP associated protein A. Gene Ontology annotation, cellular component: endoplasmic reticulum membrane; plasma membrane. Gene Ontology annotation, biological process: neuron projection development. Gene Ontology annotation, molecular function: FFAT motif binding. Lineage: Eukaryota; Metazoa; Chordata; Aves; Passeriformes; Cinclidae. The record is from RefSeq and is a predicted model, not a curated record. The transcript is spliced from 6 exons. Bases 10 to 759 code for a protein of 249 amino acids.
GCGAGCGAGAUGGCGGCCGCCGGGGCUCUUGCGAAGCACGAGCAGAUCCUGGUGCUCGAUCCGCCCACCGACCUCAAAUUUAAAGGUCCCUUUACAGAUGUAGUAACUACAAACCUUAAACUACGAAAUCCAUCAGAUAGAAAAGUAUGCUUCAAAGUGAAGACCACAGCACCUCGUCGAUAUUGCGUGAGGCCGAACAGUGGAAUUAUUGACCCAGGAUCAUCUGUAAUUGUUUCAGUAAUGCUGCAGCCUUUUGACUAUGAUCCAAACGAGAAGAGUAAACACAAGUUUAUGGUACAAACAACCUAUGCACCACCAAAUAUUACAGAUAUGGAGGCAGUGUGGAAAGAAGCGAAACCUGAUGAGUUAAUGGACUCCAAAUUGAGAUGUGUGUUUGAAAUGCCCAACGAAAAUGAUAAACUGAAUGAUAUAGAUGCAAGCAAAUCCGCUCCAGUACUGAACACAUCUAAGCAGGAUGGACCGAUGCCAAAACCACAUAGUGUUUCACUUAAUGACACUGAAACAAGGAAGCUCGUGGAGGAGUGCAAAAGACUUCAGGCAGAGAUUAUGAAGCUGACAGAUGAAAAUCGGCACCUGAGAGAUGAAGGUUUGAGGCUCAGAAAGGUAGCGCACUCGGAUAAAUCUGGAUCACCUACAGCUUUGGCCCUCAGAGAUAAUGGCUCUAAUUCUCUUCCUUCACUUCUUGUUGUAAUUGCAGCCAUUUUCAUUGGAUUCUUUCUAGGGAAGUUCAUCUUGUAGAAAGAAUGAGUGAUAGAAGCAUGCAGAACUGCAGCUUCCUUUUUUUUUUGUUUUGUUUUGUUUUCUUUUCUUUUCUUUUGGCCAGAAAAAGGUUUGUUUACCUACCACAUCAUGGGUAGUACGGCCCGAGUGGCCAUUUUUGUGUACAGCAUCAUAACAGGCUUGGCCUUUAACGAUCUCACACGGUUAGAAAACACAAUCUGAAAAGACAAACUGUUCAGCUGCUGGACAAAAUUGUACAUUCAGUCAUCAAUAGCAGAUAUCUGUUGCAUAGUCAGUCCUUUAUGAAAAUUCAUAAAUAAAGAAUUGUUCUUUCUUUCUGUGGUUUUAAUAAGAAUUCAAAAAUUGUUCAGAGUCUUGUAAAUGUUAUUUUAAUAAUCCUUUAAAAUUUUAUCUGUUGCUGUUACCUCUUGACAAAUGAUUUAUUAGAUUGCUAAUCCCACUCAUUCAGGAAUAUGACAAGAGGUAUUAUGGGGGAAAUGGUGCCUCUUAUUGUGUAAAUUUUCUCCUUACCUUACUUUGCUAAUAUCAUGGCAGAACUUCUUUCUUAUUCCUUGUGAGGCAUUGUUGAGAGUUCUUCAUCCUUAACAGUCCUGUCCCAUAAUAUUUAACAUGACAAAAGAAAUAAAAUUGUUAACAGAU